GAAAUUUCUCAAGGUCACACACGAUUUGCUCAGAGACGUAAGGCAGAAUGAAAGAUUUGUUAUUUUCUGCAGUAUUAUGGAUCCCGCUACUCCAUCAACCAGCCAAACUAAUACUGAGUGUCCAUUGGCUGUGUAUACCGGUGAUGUCUUCGAAAGGAUUAUGAGACCCAGGCAGCUGACAAGCUGGGAGCAAGUCAGAGAAGCUGUCGAUCUGUUGCAAAAGAUGACUUGGACUCAUUAUGUAGUACGUGAAAGCAGGCUGAACAAAGAAAAGCCGGAAAUUCGCUACGAGUAUGUAGUGUAUGUAUGUUCUUUUGGUCAUAAAAAGAAGCCGGAGGGCCAUGGUGAGAGAAUAAAAGGGUAAAUGAUCAUUAUUAUUGUUUUCAAUUUUCAUAGAUCAAAGUUUAGUGGUUGCAAGGCCAUGUUUCGUUUACGGUAUGAUGUGAACCGGUUCGUCAUAUCGUCGUCGAGGAUGAUACAUAACCAUCCUUGUGAUGAAAAGUGUUUGAAAAAUGAUCCAUGGUUCCGAAGAUUAAAUGAAGAUCAGUUGAAGGUUGUUCGGCCGAUGGUUGAGACUGGGAGUAAUGCAAAUUCAAUAGUUAAGUAUGCCAAAGACCAUUUUGGAAAGACAAUAACGGUGCAAUAUGUUAAUAAUUUAAAAUAUAAAGUUGUCGAAUGUAAGCUUAUCACAUAUAUCUACGGUAUUUUAGGCUGUGGAAGCUUAAACGACGUAAUUGCAACGUUACGGAACAGUGGAAAAGUAUUCGUUUCUUAUGGGGGCGUGGCUAACCAGGUUACAAAGAUAGCAUUUAGCACGCACGAGCAAAUUGAAACGUACAAACGGUUCCCUGAAGUUGUGUGUUUGGAUUCAACAUACAACACGAGCAGGGGAAAUUAUAAACUCUUUCAGUUGGUUUGUACAGAUAACUGCGGACAUGGAGUCCCAGUUAUGUUUGCUUGGACCAAGGAAGAGAAGGUUGAUAUGGUAUGGAUACUGGAUCAUUUUAAAAAGAUCAUGAAUGGAACCAGUCAAACGGAAACGUUUGUGAUGGACUGUGCAAGAUCCAUCAUAUCCGCUGUUGAAUUAACGCACCGUACUGCCCACAUAGCUUUAUGCUCUUUCCACGUGUGUAGAGCUAUUUGUAAGAAGACCCGCGAUCCAAUAAUCAAGCAGUACUUAUGUCAGCUGGUGCGUGAACAAACAGUAGUUAAGUUUCACCAGAUACGUCGAAUAAUCAGUGUUCGCAGCAGACGCAUCGCAGCUUAUUUAAACAAGAACUGGAUGAGUAGGAAGGGAACUUGGGCCGCAGCUUUCAACGGCAAUGUCGUUACGUUGGGUAACAACACCAACCACCGGGUUGAAAGUGCGCACAGACAACUGAAGAGGAAGUUGUCUAAUGGAGAUGCGUUGAGUAAAUGUAUGUGGAAGACAUUUACAUGGCAGAAGCAAUUAGACAAACGUAGGUCACUACAGUCCAGCUUACACUGUAGUCGCAAACGUAGAUACGUAGCUGAAGAAUGCUUAAUGCCUCUACUAAGCAAGCUAACCACCUAUGCUGGCUCUAUAGUCCUUAAAGACUAUAAAAAAAGGGGACUGAUGUACAUCGAGAAUAGCCAGUCACCCUUUGUGUUCUUCGUAGACGGCCCUCUGUGUCCGGUAGUGCAUAUAAGCAACGGCACUUGCACUUGCCGUUUAUUUAAAACAUGUCGAAUUCCAUGUAAGCACAUGGUUUUUACUCAUCUACAAAUGCCAGAAUUCACAGUUGAUUUAGUUUUGAAGCUGUGUUGCAGAUGGACUUGGACAGCCUGUGGAGGUGUGGAUGUAAAUAUACCAGCUAUUUCGUCUCCAGAUUAUACUGAAACGAGCAGGUUGUAUCGCAUUCUACGCAGUAAAAUCCACAUACUCAGUACACUUUUCGGACAGACGACGGUGCAGGACAUACUAAGGCAAUUGAUAGAUCAAGUUGAUGAAUUAAUACGCAUGAGGCGUCUGCCUACAGAUUCCGAACAUAAUACUCAAUAAACACAAAUCGCGUCAUCUGCGUUGCCAGUUCUUGUUGAUACCUAAUUAAAUAAAAGUCUUAUGUUCACUAAAUACAGAGUUUCUUGCUAUGUUUGGUAUAAGGGGUGAAAACAUUGAAUGGGCCUGUAGUUGUGUUUUGGCAGGUGCGUAACCUCAC
Molecule: messenger RNA, 2180 nt
Organism: Schistosoma curassoni
Lineage: Eukaryota; Metazoa; Platyhelminthes; Trematoda; Strigeidida; Schistosomatidae
Source: the annotation of a GenBank genome assembly